AUGGAGAUUGUUAACCAGCUAGAAGAACUGGAGAGAACUGGAAAGAAGGAGCACGUGGUUUUCCUAGUUAGCAGUAAAACUGAUGCUUCCUCAAAGGCCCAGAUCCUUCAUUCUUUGACUGAUGAACCUAAUACCACCGUCGGGAUCAAAAAGUCUGAUCAUGAAAAGAAAACAAAGAUCAGUUUCACCAUGCCCAGGAGUCACUGGCAGACAUCAAAGGAGUUGGUUCACAUCGGAAAAGGCAAAUCAUUGAAGAAUUUUGAACCUGUGUAUCCCAUGAAGCUCAAAAUUGACCUGCAGACUUUCUGCCAUGCUUUCCCUUUCCAUGUAGUCUUUGAUGAGCAGCUGGUGGUGCAUCAGGCUGGAGUGAAUCUCCAAAGGACUGUCCCUGGGCUGCAGAUUGUGAAUAUCCAUUUAGAUGAGUACUUCAGCAUUGUGCAUCCUGAGGUGACUUUCACAAUCUCCAGCAUCCGGAAGUUCAUCAACAGCCACUUUGUCAUGCAGACUCGCAGGGAAAUGAUGCCUGAGGCAUGGAAAGGCCGGCCUAUGCUUCAGCUCAGAGGUCAGAUGAUCUGGAUGCCUUCUCUGCGCUGCAUGUUAUAUCAAGCCUCUCCUUUGCUGAGAAGCCUUCAGGAGCUGGAGGAAAUGCACAUGCACAUUUCUGACAUUGCACCCCAUGAUGUCACCCGGGACCUUAUCCUACUCAAUCACCAGCGACUGGCUGAAAUGGAGCUAUCCAGUCAGCUGGAAAGGAAGAAGGAAGAGCUCCGCAUCCUGUCCCAGCACCUUGAGGAAGAGAAGAGAAAGACAGAGAACUUGCUGUAUGCCAUGCUGCCUAAGCAUGUAGCCAACCAGCUGAAAGAGGGCAAAAAAGUAGAUGCAGGAGAAUUCAAGGAAUGCACCAUAUUGUUCAGUGAUGUAGUGACAUUUACAAAUAUCUGUGCCAUGUGUGAACCCAUUCAAAUCGUUCAUAUGCUUAACUCCAUGUACCUGCAAUUUGACCGACUCACCACUGUGCACAAUGUCUACAAGGUUGAGACCAUAGGGGAUGCCUAUAUGGUGGUAGGUGGGGUUCCUAUACCUGUCUCCAGCCAUGCUGAGAGGGUGGCCAACUUUGCUCUGGGCAUGAUUAUAGCUGCCAAGGAGGUUAUUAACCCCAUAACUGGAGGACCCAUUCAGAUCCGUGUGGGUCUCCACAGUGGUCCUGUAUUGGCAGGUGUAGUUGGGGAAAAGAUGCCACGCUACUGUCUUUUCGGAGACACUGUCAACACUGCAUCUCGUAUGGAGAGUCACGGCCUCCCCAACAAGAUCCAUUUGAGCCCAACUGUAUACCAGGCUUUAAAGAACAAAUGCUUUGUCAUCCAGAAACGAGGAGAGAUAGAGGUGAAGGGAAAGGGGAGUAUGACCACUUACUUUCUUGAAAGAAACACCGGAGUGAGCGAGCAGCAGAUUAUGGGUCUCUGUGACCUGGAGGCCACAGACGGAGAGGACAGCAGCCAGGGAAGCUACCAGCCAGGUUUUGAAACAAAGCAUAAAGAUGAGCCUUUCUUGAUCCCAAUGAAUUACAAAGACAGUCCAAGUGAAUCUCUGCCAUCAUCAAAUAUGUCUGAGAUUCAAAUCCGCCCAAUUCUCAAGCCCUCCGACUCAGAAAGCUAUGGAAGCCUCGAAACUGAAAACCAAUCAGAGGAUGGAGCUCCUGACCAGUGUGAUAAAAAUCGGUCUGCUGGCUCACUCACUAAGAGCCCAGUCUACAUUGGCCUAGAUGAAGAGGCCAACCUGUCACCUGUCGCAGGCCACAGAGGCUCAGUUCAUGUCUGA
Messenger RNA from Haplochromis burtoni (Burton's mouthbrooder), 1818 nucleotides. RefSeq names its product guanylate cyclase 1, soluble, beta 2 (gene gucy1b2). Lineage: Eukaryota; Metazoa; Chordata; Actinopteri; Cichliformes; Cichlidae. The record is from RefSeq and is a predicted model, not a curated record. Gene Ontology annotation, biological process: response to oxygen levels; cGMP biosynthetic process. The transcript is spliced from 11 exons. The coding region runs from base 1 to 1818 and encodes 605 amino acids. Gene Ontology annotation, molecular function: guanylate cyclase activity. Gene Ontology annotation, cellular component: guanylate cyclase complex, soluble.